Messenger RNA from Ostrea edulis (European flat oyster), 1057 nucleotides. RefSeq names its product transmembrane protein 254-like. Bases 344 to 703 code for a protein of 119 amino acids. The record is from RefSeq and is a predicted model, not a curated record. The transcript is spliced from 4 exons. Lineage: Eukaryota; Metazoa; Mollusca; Bivalvia; Ostreida; Ostreidae.
CAUAACAUUGAUUCGUGUCAGCGUCCGAUCAUCAUCAUCUUGGGAUGUCCGUUACAAACUCUAGUGGAUGUUAGUGGUAGGGUCUAUUUCCGAGGUUACAGUAUAUUUUUAAAAAGUAAACAAUGGCGCAUACGGAAAAUCAAACGGCUAUCAGGUUUAUACAUUAAUAUAUUAAAUUCAUAAUAUCGACCAGUCGAAUAUUGCUACUGAGUACAAGUCGAUGACCUCAGUAUUGUACACAGUGGAUAAGGCGAUAACUCGGAUAAAUCUCACAAACUUUUGAAGGGGAGUUACACAAAUAUCGGAAAUCCUCUGGACUAAUCCAUACCUAACACAGAAGAACAUGGCGAAGAGAAACGAUCCAGACUACUUUCGGUUUGCACACAUUGGUUGGGUGAUUCCGAUAUCUACGGGACUCACAGUGUUAACAUGGGCCUACUUUGACCCUGAAGGAAUUCCAUGGAUUUUUGGACCUUUGGGACAACUAGGAGCAUACCUAGGAAAAACCUAUCCCUCUUUGAUCAAAAGCAUGUUCUAUGUGACAUUUGCAGUACAUGUGAUUGAAGCCUUGUACUCCAUAAAAGUCUGCAGAGAUAAAAACCUCAGUACCUCGACGACCAUGAAAUGGUGCCUACAGACAUUUUUGGUUGGAUUUGCCUCUUUCCUUCGUCUAAAUAAAGUUGGAAAGGCGAAGACUAGCUGAUCCCCCAUUGCUCAACAACAGAGGCUUCAGUUUGAUAGUCAAAUCUACAUAUCAUAAAUCUAUGACAAAAAAAUUGUGAUUGCAAGCAUGACAAGACAGACAUAAUUUAUAACUAUAUUAAAACUGUUCAAUAUGUGAUAACUGUUCCAAUUGUCAUAGACAGCAAAUGCCAAAUAUUUUGUAUAAAUUGAUUAUUUUACAAUGGGAAAUAUGUGUACAAAGAACUAUGGCAUCAUCAGCCUUUAAAAUCUGAAGUCAAUUGAUUUAUCAGUAAUUUUUACAUUGGCCUAAUAAACUUCCUCAGGUACAGUACGUGUAAUUUACUUACGAAAUUAAAUUACAGUCAUAAACAUG